Molecule: messenger RNA, 2079 nt
Organism: Psylliodes chrysocephalus
Lineage: Eukaryota; Metazoa; Arthropoda; Insecta; Coleoptera; Chrysomelidae
Source: the annotation of a GenBank genome assembly
CCGGCACUGGGUAAUUUACUAGACAGCAAUUUUAUGGCAUAAACGUCAACACCCGUCAUUACAACAAAUGUCAUCGAUAAAAAGCGUAAAAAAUUUUGAUAAACAAAUUUUUAUCGAACUAAAGAGUCUAAAAUUCGGUUUAAUAGGUAGAAUUAAGGUUCAAAUGCGUUAAUUCGGACCGAUGCCCACGCAAUCGGCGAACAUAUACAAACCCGCACUCUAAUUUAGUAUGGCCGAGGGUCAAAGCAGUGACGAUUCAGAUGUUGAAAAUCUAAACGAAUUUUCAGGUGUAUUGAGUAAAUGGACGAAUUACAUACACGGUUGGCAAGAUAGGUAUAUUGUUUUGAAAAACGGUACGCUGUCAUAUUACAAAAGCGAACAGGAGAGUGGGUAUGGUUGCAGAGGAGCCUUAUCCAUUGCCAAAGCUGUUAUUAAACCACACGAAUUUGAUGAAUGUCGUUUUGAUAUAUCAGUAAAUGAUUGUGUUUGGUAUCUUAGAGCUUUAUCUGUUGAAAGUAAGCAGAGUUGGGUGGAAGCUUUAGAAUCUUUCAAAAUCGAGUCUGGUUAUGGCACCGGUUCUGAGAACAGUCUAAAGCGCCAUGGUUCAACCGUCAGUCUACAGUCUAACACGUAUAGCACGGCUUCUGGAAGUAGCUUCAAGAAAUCGUCGAGGAACAUCAAAGAAAAACUAGCCGAAAUCGGCACAUUCAAAGACAUCCUUUGCAGGCAAAUCGAUACGCUGCAAAGGUAUUUCGAUCAUUGCGUCGAAAACGAUGUAAAGACAGGCGUACGCGUAUCAGAUAAAGAAAAAUUUCCAGUGGUCGAUUUCAAAGGCGAAGCGUUGACAUUUAAAUCGACCACGACGGCUGUGAUAGAAACGUUAGAGCACUGCGCCGAAUUGAUGACCCAAAGAGAGGACUGUUGGCGCAAACGGCUUGAAAGAGAGAUCGAGAAGCGCAAACGGGCCGAAACGUUGUCCCAUUCGUACUUCGUCCAGAUCCAAAAGAUACGGAAUGUCCAUCCCGGACCCGAUUUGGAAGAAGGACCUCAUAGCGUUAUUGCCGACGAUGAAUUUUACGACGCCGUAGAAUCGGGUCUAGACAAAAUGGAGGAAGAACAGGAGCUGAGAGAGAGGCUGAAAACCGGUCAGGUGGUACCGAUAACCCCGCCACCCACUUCGCCAGCCAUACAGCAUCGUCUAUGGCCGGAGAUCGAAAAGACGGUCCAAAUACAAGUAUCGAUGGCCAAGAUGGGCAUCGGCGAAUGCGGAUCCGGUUGGCAGUUGUUCGCCGAAGAUGGCGAGAUGAAGAUGUACAGGAGAGAAGAAGAGGUGGACGGUAUGGUGGUAGAUCCGCUUAAGGCCGUCCAUAUCGUUAAGGGUAUUACGGGUCACGAGGUGUGCCAUCAUUUCUUCAAUCCUCAGUACAGAUACGACUGGGAGACUACGUUGGAGCACAUGACAGUACUAGAAACCAUAUCAGAAGACACGUUGGUCUUUCUACAAACCCACAAACGGAUUUGGCCGGCCAGCCAGCGGGACGGGCUCUUCUGGUCGCACAUCAGGAAGUUGCCCAACGAGAAAGACAGAGACGGGCCGGACAUUUGGACGGUGGUCAACAAUUCCACCGACCAUCCCGAUUAUCCGCCGAAUAACGGUAAAUGCGUCAGGGUGUUUCUGACGGUGUGCCUGCUUUGCCAGACGACUGUGGACCCGCCGAAGGAAGGGACGUCCUUGACGAGGGACAAUCUAUCGUGCAAAAUUACUUAUUGCUCUGUCGUAAAUCCUGGCGGUUGGGCUCCCGCUUCGGUGUUGAGGGCGGUGUACAAACGCGAAUAUCCAAAGUUUUUAAAACGUUUUACAGCUUAUGUUAAAAAUCAAACGAAAAACAAACCUAUUAUGUUUUAAUUUUAAACUCAGGGUCUAUUUUAUUACAGUUUUUUGUCUAUUGUCUAUUAUAUAAUUAUUACUUAUUAAAAAUAUUUAAAUUUAAUCGUUAUUGUCUUUGAUUUCUACCUCUACCCUUCGAUCGUUGUUGCCUCUGCCAAAGAAACUUAUUUCCGAGCUAACCAGUUACAGUC